Messenger RNA from Panicum virgatum (switchgrass), 2367 nucleotides. RefSeq lists its product as uncharacterized. The coding region runs from base 201 to 1619 and encodes 472 amino acids. The transcript has 6 exons. The record is from RefSeq and is a predicted model, not a curated record. NCBI's taxonomy places the organism in Eukaryota, Viridiplantae, Streptophyta, Magnoliopsida, Poales, Poaceae.
UCUUCUUCUUUCCCAGUUUCCCCCGAGAUGCUUACUUUUCCCUCCCUCCCGCCAUGCUUCGUUUUUCCCUCCACAAAUCAAAUAUUCCUACCCAUCUCGCUCUCCUCUGAGAUCCCACCCGCCAUUACCCCCAUUUCUCCCGGCACGCCAGAUACAAUCGAAUUGGAUCUCCGCCUCCGCCUCCCACAUCAGCCUAGGCCAUGGCGCCGCCCAAGCCCACCACUCCUGACGCGGCCACCAAGCCCAAGAACAAGAAGGUCACCGCCGCCCAGGUCGCCUUCCUCGUCGAACGCUACCUCUCCGACAACGGCUUCCACGCCGCUCUCGCCGCCUUCCGCUCCGACGCCGCCCACCUCUUCAGCCCCCACCGCGCCAAGCCCCCGCCCAAGGGCCUCCUCCCGCUCGCCGACAUCCUCCACGACUACAUCGCCCACAAGGAGGCCCGCGGCGCCAUCGACUCGGCGAUGCACGCCAUGCACUCCCUCGUCUCCAACUACUACGCCUCCUCCUCCUCCUCGCCGCCGCCGGCAAUGAUGACCAUGAUGAUGCCUCCCGCCGCAAACACCUCCCAGCCAUCCUCGCCUCCGCUCGUCCCGCCGCUCUUCGUCGCCUCGUCUUCUUCUCCUCCGCAGCACCAACCGCAGCCCCAAGCUCAUGCAUCCACCGCGCUCCUUGUCCACAACUCAGAAAUGCCCACCAAAAAGAGGAAGCAUUCCAAGUCUGCAGGGAACACCACUACAGCCUCCAAGAAAUCCAAAUCCUGCACCACCACCUCGGAUGCAAAAGGUCCUAAAGCUGUUGCCUCUCAGCUGGCAAAUCACAACUUGUAUCCAACUUCAGCUCAACAAUCUGCUAUGGCGAACCUUCCUGUCCAGACCUCCUCUGUUGCAAAGAGCUUAUUCAGGCCACCUCAGCCUCAGCUCCACUCUUCUCCCUCUAGUACACCACAACCAAGCCAUGCCAUGCAAGAUCAGGAUCAGCCUGCUGCUUGUACAACUCAAAGGCCAUUGCCCGUGGCGGCAAGUGCUCAUACCCAACAUGACAUCGCCUCCCAGUGCUCCAUAGUUUCUUCUUCCAAGACUCUCAUCGUCAGCCCGCUCAAAGGGGGCACCUAUUAUGCUGUUGAGAGGAGUUACCAUGUCAGCUCCCCCUUGAAGUCCACCACCCACAAGUCAACCAAGAGGGAACAUGUCAAAGGAAAGCUAAACUUUGAUGCUACUGAUUCAAGGCUAGGUCCAAGUGAGCAGCUGAUUUGUGACAAGGCCUCUACUACCUCCUCUGAUGAAGACAAGCAAGAUGACUUUGACAUUGAUUUCACUAAUCUUGAUAUAUUUAAUGGUGAUUUUUCGUUUUCUGAGCUUCUGCUUGACCUUGACCUUGACACUGAAGGUAUUCAUUGCCAGAAUCCUUCUACAGGUGCUGAAGUUGAAAGACUAGAGCCUGUUGCCAAGAGUGACUGUGUGAUAGCAGAUCCUGGUUUACCUGAUUCAGUGAAGGCAGUGGCUGCAGAUUCCACUGAAGAUUUCGAUUUGCAAGCAGGAGCGACAUCUGUCACUUCUGUCAGGGCUACUACUAAGAGGAUAAAGAUCGUCAGCCCUGUGAAGGGCCGCACAGCUUAAUUAGAGCAGCGGAUGAAAUUUCACAUCACCAAGUCAAACGCGACUCCAUGUAGCCGGCCGCAUGACUCAGUAAUUUUAUCUAGAUGACUCACUAGAUGGCCUGACAAUUAAUCCAUGACAGUAUGUUGUAGUAGUGACCAAACCAAGUGAACUGCGCUGAGGGCAUUUUCAGCUUCCUGUAGCAUAUAUAUAUGCUAGUAAUGCUAUGAUGUAGUUUCUUGUAUUUGUUAUUAGCAUUGUGUUGUCAUGUAAAUGCUAAUAGCCUAAGGUUGUUAUCCCGAGUGGUGCGAAGCAACCGGCGGCACUCCAGAGGUGGGGGGUUCGAAUCCCCAUCGGGGUGAAUUUUCCCGCUUGUGGGAAAAAAAACCCCUCGCUGUGCUUCUGAUAGCUUGGGUUGUGUAGUCAGCUUGGCCCGACCUGGCGUCACGGUUUCCCGGCCCAGUGGGUAACGGUCCCGGCCCGGGUAAUGGUUCCAGGAAAUGGCACCAGACCUAAGGUCAGAAAGAGCCGGGGUUCGGGGGGUUUCUCGGUCUGUGUUAGAAGGCUUCCUUCUUAUAAGAAUGCUGGGGGGCUAGCCCCUCGCAGGUCGAGUUUUUUUGUAAAUGCUAAUAUGGCAGCAUUACUAAUUCUAAUUAGUUUAAUGUUUUGUUUCUGUCAAUAGAGUUUGGCAUUCAGAUUGUAGUUGCACUUUGACUAGCAAGCUGUUGGGCCCAUUUCUUGCUAUAUAUUUCAGAAGUCGUUUAUGUUC